Molecule: messenger RNA, 1537 nt
Organism: Myxocyprinus asiaticus (Chinese sucker)
Lineage: Eukaryota; Metazoa; Chordata; Actinopteri; Cypriniformes; Catostomidae
Gene: rpp40
Product: ribonuclease P/MRP 40 subunit
Exons: 8
Coding region: 133-1218 (361 amino acids)
Biological process (GO): endonucleolytic cleavage in ITS1 to separate SSU-rRNA from 5.8S rRNA and LSU-rRNA from tricistronic rRNA transcript (SSU-rRNA, 5.8S rRNA, LSU-rRNA); tRNA 3'-end processing; tRNA 5'-leader removal
Cellular component (GO): multimeric ribonuclease P complex; ribonuclease MRP complex
Molecular function (GO): ribonuclease MRP activity; ribonuclease P activity
Source: RefSeq, a predicted model, not a curated record
UCAAACGUAUGCGACGAGCCAAAUCGCUACCACAUUUGUAAAACAUUUUCCACCGGCAAUUUAAACCAAAGUAACGAAGGAGAUCGGUUAAGAAUGCAUUAAAAAUGUAGACAUACCUUAUUAGAUAUCAGAAUGUCGCCAGAGAUGGAGAAGUGUUCGAGAAGUUUGCUGGUGUGCGAGAAAUCAAACUUCUUAAAUGAAAAAUCUCGGCAUGAUAGCCACGUGUCGAAGCACAGCUUCAACUGCAAGAUCUCUUUACUGAUACCCGAAUGUGCAAUCCUGCCUGCUGAUAUAUCCAGAGUGAUCAACAAUUUCAGCCCUUAUUAUUUAGUGCGCGAUCUACCGGUUCAUGAACUACUGCAAGAAACAUUUCUUGAAACAGUUAUAAAGAAAGGAAACUUCUAUGCUCUCUCUUACAACACCAAAAUUGAUGAAGACAAUACCAUUGCACUAAUGUCCAGUGGUCAGUUAAUUUUGUCCCUAGAUAAAGACACAUAUGAACAACUUGGUUUGGAGGGGCGACCAUCACUGUACAAUCACAGAAAGGCUAUGAGAUAUGUUGUUACUCUGGACCUCACAGACAAAACCUUGGUCCCAGGCACCAAAAGAUACCAACGGGUUCUGUCAAGUUUAAAGGACAGACUGCCACUCAAAUAUGACUUUCUUUUAACUAAACACAACACAGGUGCCCAUGAUGAUACGACAAUUUACCAGCUGUUGUCCCAGUACACACAUGUGGAACACAAGCCUGCUUUUAGCAGUCAAACCCUGAAAAAUCUACCGUGCCCCACGCUUUACCCAUCAGAUUUACAAGGAACUACACUGUCAUGUAAUCCACAUCACUUUUUGGAGUGGCUUGGUGCAGUCAACCUGGACAUAAAUUGUGAAAAUGCGGCAGAUAGUUUCCUGUCUUCAUAUGUUUGUCCAGAGCCCCAGAGCUCUGUCAGUCAAGCCCUGUUGUGCACAAUUACUGGCUUUAUAUCUCCUGAGGAUGUGUAUGUACUGCUGCAAGAACUCAGGAAAUAUUUCGAUGAACCGAAGUUAACACCAUGGCUUUCACUCACUGUGCAUGGAUUUAUGGACAGUCCAGUGUCAUGGGGAACCACAGAACACGGAUUUCUGAAAGGUGGUGAAAACUUCUACAAUUUUGUUUGCUUCAAGAAUCAGGACUAUUGGUUACACAUGGCUACUGGUGCCCAAGAUGGCUGCCCACCCUAACAUACCUGAUAUUUCAAAUAGCGGACCUCUUUUUUUUUAUUAUUCAUUACCAGUUUUAGUUGCAAGCAAUUUCUUACAUGUAAAAUAUACAGUUUUUCCUUUCUAAGUUUGUGGUGUAAAUUCAAUUCAGGACAGACAUGGGUGAAAGAAUGUAUAGUAUAAUUUAUUUUGACCAGUUUUUCACAGCUGUUACAUGUUCAGAAAUCUAAAAAAUAUCUUUACAGAUUGUACAAUUUAUAGCAUUUAGUAUAAGAUCAACUACAAGAAAUAAGCCUUGCCUAUAUAUAUAUAUAUAUAUAUAUAUAUAUAUAUAUAUAUA